AUGAUUAUACAGCGACUAAAUUACAAUGACAACUUGAUCGUAGAAACGAAGGCAUUAACAUCACUGCUUGAUGUGUUGACAGAAUUCAUAUGGCGCAGGGAAGAGCCUAAAAUCAGUCAAGGCUUGUCUCUAUCAUCGCCCCGCAAAACCGGCCCAUUCGCGUCGAAAUCCUCUCCACCGCUAAGACCCAAGAAGUCUUCAAAGUCACCUUCGCCAUCCAGAGGAAAAUCCAGUUCUUCGAGAAACUCACCUCAGAUGGACGGCGUUGUGUCACCUCCGUCAAGUCUUAAUGGAAAGAAUUCCCUGGAUGCAGAAACUCUCCGAGUUUUUGAUCCUGAGACUAUGCGAAUUCGUCAAAUUGUAUCCGGAUACGGUGCGGAAAACGGUUCUGUUGAAGGGCCUUGGGAUUACGAACCUGGACCGCCUUUCACACUCACCGUGGCAGGUGUUUGUGACGCGAAUGAUAUGUAUUACUUUCCAUUGCAAGAGCAAAUUGCCUAUUUAGAAAGCAAGCUAAUCGAUUUGGCAAUGCGAUACAACAAUCUGGAAGACGAACAUCGCGUGGUACGCCAAAGUCACGAGCAUUUGAACCGAACGGUGCGGGAAGCAAAUUUGGUUGCCCGGGAUCAAGUGGUGUUUGAAAACCUCAAGUUGAAAUAUCAACUAGCUGCGACGGAACUAGAGGACGCGAGAAAACUAAUCAGGGAACUGCGACAGCUGGGGUGGGAAAAUUUGCCUCAACGAAUGCUGUAUGAAUGCAAGAAGACUCAUGAUGAAAUGGACUUGUCAAGCACAUGCCUGUUAACCCAUGAUAAAUCCAUGUUCAUUGUUCAUUGUUUCCAAAUGAAGGAGAACCUGUCAAAGUAGGUUCAAUGCUCGAUUUUACAACCAGCAAGCCAAAGUC
Dicrocoelium dendriticum is the source of this 904-nucleotide messenger RNA. NCBI's taxonomy places the organism in Eukaryota, Metazoa, Platyhelminthes, Trematoda, Plagiorchiida, Dicrocoeliidae. The record is from the annotation of a GenBank genome assembly.